Messenger RNA from Lepisosteus oculatus (spotted gar), 2456 nucleotides. NCBI's taxonomy places the organism in Eukaryota, Metazoa, Chordata, Actinopteri, Semionotiformes, Lepisosteidae. The record is from RefSeq and is a predicted model, not a curated record.
AAGUGCUCGUGUGUGUGUUUUGGUUCUAAAGGGGGAAGUUGCGAGAAAAAAAGAAAGGAGGAGACGUGAUCUGGUCCGGUGAAAAUAUACGUAUUUUUACAGCUUCAAGAAACUGUAUUUUAAACAUUUCUGUACAAGCCCCCUGUGUUGGAAGGUCGUGAAAAUACAUAUUCUUCUGUCCAUCAGAAAUGUUGCAAGAAUUCAGCUUACUACAGUUUGAUUUUUAUAACCGAGAAGACAAGGAGGACAGUGGUCAAACAAGAGUCCAGAGCAGGAGACUGGUGUUUAGGUCAUGGCAAGUCGAGGAGGUGCAACAAGACCCAAUGGACCAAAUGCCGGCAAUAAGAUUUGCCAGUUUAAGCUAGUGCUUCUUGGAGAGUCUGCUGUGGGGAAGUCCAGUUUAGUGCUGCGCUUUGUGAAAGGGCAGUUUCAUGAGUUUCAAGAGAGUACAAUAGGAGCUGCUUUCCUGACGCAGACUGUGUGUCUGGAUGACACAACAGUGAAGUUUGAAAUCUGGGACACUGCUGGACAAGAGCGUUACCACAGUUUAGCACCAAUGUACUACAGAGGCGCACAGGCUGCUAUAGUUGUAUAUGACAUUACAAAUGAAGAGUCAUUUGCACGAGCAAAAAACUGGGUAAAAGAGCUUCAAAGACAAGCAAGUCCUAAUAUUGUAAUAGCACUGGCUGGCAACAAAGCUGAUCUUGCUAACAAGAGAGCAGUUGACUUCCAGGAUGCACAGUCAUAUGCAGAUGACAACAGCCUGCUGUUCAUGGAAACAUCAGCAAAGACUUCAAUGAAUGUAAAUGAAAUAUUCAUGGCAAUAGCAAAAAGGUUGCCCAAAAAUGAACCACAGAGUGCAGGAGCAAACAGUGGAAGAAACCGAGGAGUAGAUCUUACCGAGACCACCCAGCAAAGCAAGAGCCAGUGCUGUAGUAACUAACGUUAUUACAGAUUGCAUCUCAAAGAAGUUACUUCCUAACUCUGAAUAACAAAGGAAUCAGGGGUGCUUAAUUGUUCAAACAUCAUGCCCCCAAAUAGCUAAAAGACUCUGUAUAGCUGCAUUUCUAAUACAAAGUUUAUUUUAUGUUUUUUUGAACUUUUAUUUUUAAAAUGUACUUCAAAAUUAUGGAUGCAUGUAUCACUACAAGGCCUAAACCUAAAGUUUUAACGUUAUUCAGCGACAAAAUCAGAAAGAAAUUACCUUUAAAGCUGAAAAGGACCUGUCUGGCAAAGAAGGUUAUAAGUUCCCCUUCGCUUUGGUAGGCACAAUUCAUGAUGCCUUGAUGUAAUGGUCCCAAUGGAGUUCUGCGGUGUUGGACUUGGAUCUUACAUUUUUGUAUACAUGGCUUCCCAAGAAACUAUAUAGUAGCGCUAGAACCAUGUUUUCCACUCCUAGGCUUAUGAGCCAUGUCUGCUUCUAGCUGUUCUAGUGGCAUUGUGCAAUUAUUUACAGUAUUUAUGCAGUGAAUAGUUUCUGCAAGGACCCUCAAUAAUGAUGCAUUCCUCCUUUCAGUUGUUGCGAUAUGCAAACCAAUUUGCAGUACAGUCUGGCAGCAAGUCUUUAUUGCAAUGGCCCCUUAAACUGCCCAGUGGGUCGAUUUUUAGUAAAUGAAAAUCUAGUGUAUCUUUUUGAGAAAAGAGAAUAGGAAGGUCUGCUUACGUUCGUUUUAAUAGUUUGUAUGUGAACACAAACCUGACCAGUCUGGUAAAUUCUGUUUGUUUCGGUUACAUGAUUUAUCCUUUGAAAGGAAAACAAAAAAUUGUCAUUUUUCCUAACUAUUCUUGAUUUGUUUUCAGCACACCUCAAGAUAUUAGGAGAACCAAUUACUUCAGCAGGUCUUUUGAAGUCGUUUGUCAUGCCUUGCACUAACAAUGCUCAUCGAUACUUCUUGUCAUUAUUACAGCUGGUGUGUUAUAAAUAAUAUACUGUAAAUAGGGUGUUGCAAUGUAGUCUACUUUUCAGUAUACAACUUACUGGACUAAUGCUUGCUAGGGAGUUGUUUAGAUAAUCAUACAAACUGUACAGUAACUGAAAUGGUUCUAUUAAGGGUUCGGAGUUUUUCCACAAAUGGUUAAAUUAUAAUCAGUGGUGAUCUUUAUAAAUGUAUGUAGUGUUAUUAACAAAAUGAACUUGCAUUUCCUUAGUGGUUUGUCUUGUACUUUCUCAUUUCUCUGUUUAUAUUUUUAACAUUUCUUUCGCAUUGCACUAAAUAUUUUAGUGGUAAGACAAUGAUGCCCCAUACGAUAUUAUACCUAGUAGAAACUGAAAUCAGCUAUGUUGGAAUCAUAAUUCUGCUUAAGCAAGACGGGUAACUGAACUGAUAAGUAGCUGGCAGUCAUUUUUAACAACAGAAAUGUAAUAAUGUAACUCAAUAAUGGUUAAGGACUGAUCAGUUCUAAUGUUCAGGUACUAGAUUAUGAAUAAAUAAGUUAAUAAACAGGGAUAUAUUGUA